GGCUGUGCAGAACUAGGGGUAGGAUCUGUGUUUAUAUAGCCCAGGCAGACCCUCUCUCCGACCCAUUCCCUCUCAGCCGGAGAACACAACUCUACCAGGACCGAUGCCAAGGGAUUGCUCAGCAUUUAACGAGAGAGAGAGAGACAGAGAGACAGAGACAGAGAGAGAGAGGCAGAGAGAGAGAGGCAGAGAGAGAGAGACAGAGAGAGUGAGAGAGACAGAGAGAGAGAGAGAGACAGAGAAAGAGAGAGAGAGAAAGAGAGAGAGAGAGUGAGAGAGAGUGAGAGAGACAGAGAGAGAGAGAGAGAAAGAGGAGAGGAGGGGAAACAGCUCUGACAUAUUUAACACAGACUCCCAUUCUCAGCAUACUCACACACACUGAGACAGACAGCAGACAAAACUCACAGCACAGUCUCUGACAGGUAGGUAGACUUCAACACAGACAGACAGACUCUCUCUCUGAGACGGACGGCAGGCAGCAUGUUUCUGUGGUGGUUCCCCCAGGCAGUGUGUCUGGUGUCGCUGACUCUUGGGUACGAGGACGAUAUCGAGGUGAACUAUGGUGACAGUUACUACAACGAGAUCACAGAGGGAGAGCCACUGGAGCCCACGGCCAUCCCAACCCAAGCCCCCUGUAAGGUUACAGAGAUGACUAAAUGGGACAAGCUCUUCUCCAUGCUGGAGAACUCUCAGAUGAGGGAAAACAUGCUUCUGCAGUACUCCGAUGACAUCAUCAAGGUGGAGUUGGGGUCGCUGCGUGGAGAAAUGCUAAGGUUCGUGGCUCAGUACGGAGGGGCCUGUGGCGUUGCGGUGGAGACUGCUGGACGGAGGAUGUCCAUGCAGAUGGAAGCUCGCCUCAAGGAGAGCCUGGAGCAUCUCAGGCAAGAUCGGAGCAUUGCUGCUGGGAAAUCUGCAGGUAAUUCUGGGAAUAGCCACCAGGAGACGCUGUUGCAGCAGCUCCUCCACGCGGCGAGGACACAGGCUUCCCGACUCGUCAAGCUAGAAAAUAUCUGCCUGAGUAAUCCAGGACCCAUAACGCCACAAGAGGCAAAGGGGGAAGACCUGCAGCAGGAUGUGGUGCCGGCAGAGAUGCUGGUUGCUCUGGUGACAGAGCUGGCGAAGACGAGGGCAGUUCUGGAACUAGCGUUCAAGUCGGCACAGCAACGACACCUGCCCGCAGGCUGUGAGACCGCUCUUCUCUUCCCUAUGCGUUCCCCUCGUAUCUUCUCCUCGGUGACACCAGACCUCCCUCUCUCCCUCUCGUCCUUCACCGUGUGCCUGUGGGCCAAGCCCGUCUCCGUCUCCAACACAACCGUGCUGUUCUCCUACGGAACCAAACGGAACCCCUAUGAGAUCCAGCUCCUUCUCAGUGGAACCAGGGCUCUCUUCACCGUGGGGGGAGAGGCUCACCUGGUGGAGGGGCGGGGCGUGGUGAGAGGAGGAUUUUGGACCCACAUAUGUGGGGCUUGGAGCUCUGAGCAGGGCAUAGCGUCACUAUGGGCCGAUGGACACAGAGUGGCAUUCACACCCGGGGUGGCCGAGGGCCACGUGUUACCCGAUGGAGGCUCCCUCCAGCUGGGGCAGGAGAAGAACGACGGCGGGGUCUCUGGAGGGUCAGGUGGCAGUGGGAGUCAGAUGCCUGGGUUUGACGGAGGCUUCGAUGCCAAGUUGGCGUUCGCUGGGAAGAUGACAGGGGUGAACAUGUGGGACAGCGUGCUGACGGAGGAGGAGAUAUCCCAGCUGGCUUUGCAGGACGGCGAGGGGUGUGAGCAGAGGGGGAACGUAGUUGGGUGGGGCUUGACGGAGAUCGUGCCUCACGGGGGUGCUCAGUUCAUCAACUAACUCUGAUGACGUUUUCAUCAUCAUCCUCAUCAUCAUCAUUUAAAUUAACUCUAUCAUCACCAUUAUAAACUAAGACCUGCAGUGCAGAACAGCCCAACCGGCUGAGACUGCGACAAUAAUGUGAACAUAAACAACAACAACAACAACAACAGCAGCUCCCUUUAAUGGUUAAUGAGACUGGGACAAUAAUGUGUCCUGUUGGAGGAGUGGUUCCCAUUUAGAGAAGCAGGAGAGUGGCAACACACACACACACACACACACGCACACACACACACGCGCACGCACACACAGACACGCGCACGCACGCACACACACGCAAGUCAGAUGCUUGGGUUUGUGAACAUGUGUGCGUAACAAUAAUGUGAACGCAAAACCAACACACACACACACACACACGCACGCACGCACACACACGCACACACACACACUCACACACACACACACCCUUGGUGAGUAGCAUUAGUGUACUGUACAUAGCCUUAGGAGGAGAAGUGGAGAAAACAGAAUUUACCACAGAUUUAAAGAGAGAAAAGGAAAGGAAAGGACCGAGGUGAGAGAGAGAAACAAAGAGCUCAUUGUGUGGAAGGAGAGAUGCUUGAGGGCAACUGUCACAAAAACCAGUCUGCAAGGGUCAUCGCUAGAUGUCCAUGCCAGAGGAGGACAACAUUAUCUAUACCAUCAGAAGGCAUGCCAGAGGAGGACAACAUUAUCUAUACCAUCAGAAGGCAUGUCAGAGGAGGGACAACAUUAUCUAUACCAUCAGAAGGCAUGUCAGAGGAGGACAACAUUAUCUAUACCAUCAGAAGCUAUACUAGAGAGGACAACAUUAUCUAUACCAUCAGAAGGCAUGCCAGAGGAGGGCAACAUUAUCUAUACCAUCAGAAGGCAUGCCAGAGGAGGGCAACAUUAUCUAUACCAUCAGAAGGCAUGCCAGAGGAGGACAACAUUAUCUAUACCAUCAGAAGGCAUGUCAGAGGAGGACAACAUUAUCUAUACCAUCAGAAGGCAUGUCAGAGGAGGACAACAUUAUCUAUACCAUCAGAAGCUAUACUAGAGAGGACAACAUUAUCUAUACCAUCAGAAGCUAUGCCAGAGGAGGACAACAUUAUCUAUACCAUCAGAAGGCAUGUCAGAGGAGGACAACAUUAUCUAUACCAUCAGAAGGCAUGUCAGAGGAGGACAACAUUAUCUAUACCAUCAGAAGCUAUGCCAGAGGAGGACAACAUUAUCUAUACCAUCAGAAGCUAUGCCAGAGGAGGACAACAUUAUCUAUACCAUCAGAAGCUAUACUAGAGAGGACAACAUUAUCUAUACCAUCAGAAGCUAUACCAGAGGAGGGCAACAUGAUCUAUACCAUCAGAAGCUAUACUAGAGAGGACAACAUUAUCUAUACCAUCAGAAGCUAUACUAGAGAGGACAACAUUAUCUAUACCAUCAGAAGGCAUGUCAGAGGAGGGCAACAUUAUCUAUACCAUCAGAAGGCAUGCCAGAGGAGGACAACAUUAUCUAUACCAUCAGAAGGCAUGCCAGAGGAGGACAACAUUAUCUAUACCAUCAGAAGGCAUGCCAGAGGAGGGCAACAUUAUCUAUACCAUCAGAAGCUAUACUAGAGAGGACAACAUUAUCUAUACCAUCAGAAGCUAUACUAGAGAGGACAACAUUUGCUAUAAAUAUCAGCAUUAUUUUUGCAAGUACGUUAGCUAUUUGUUACUAAUGGGAGUGUCAGGGUUAAGGAGUAAGGUAAAUGGUAAAGGGUUGAGGUUUGGGUUUAGUUGUUAGGGUGGCAUUGUGGUUAGAAAACGUUUUACCGUGGUCCUCUCUGGCAUGGCUAUGUAGUAACAACCAUCUGCAUGCUGCUAUAACGUUUUACCCUGGUCCUCUCUGGCAUGGCUAUGUAGUAACAACCAUCUGCAUGCUGACAUAGGAGAUUGUAACUGUUCUAUUACUUUAUAAUCUUACAUUUCCUGGAAAAAAAAAGUGAAUAUUUUUUUCAAUCGUUGUUUCCAACUUUUAAAAAAACAUUUUUUUUAUCAAUGUGUUUACAUUUCAGAUGUGACAAACAUAAUAUUUAGUUAUAUAUAUAUAUAUUUAUAUAUAUUUCAGUUGUUUUGUGUUUCUCUUUGUUUUCUAUUUAAUCCAAAGGGGUUUAUUGUGUUCCUCUUUGUUUUCUAUAUAAUCCAAAGGGGUUUAUUGUGUUCCUCAUUGUUUUCUAUAUAAUCCAAAGGGGUUUAUUGUGUUCCUCAUUGUUUUCUAUAUAAUCCAAAGGGGUUUAUUGUGUUCCUCUUUGUUUUCUAUAUAAUCCAAAGGGGUUUAUUGUGUUCCUCAUUGAAAUGGGUGACAACAAGAUGACACAACUAUAGUGGCUCAUUCCCUGUUGGUUUUGCGUCCCUUGUGAGACAGAAACACUUGAUUUGAAAAGAGGAACUGUGGACAAUGUUUACAGCAUUUUGUUACGACCUCUCUCUGCUCUCUCAUAGUAGGCAAUGUGGAUCAUAUUGUAAAUUGUUUUGUGUUUUUGUCAAGAAGUAAAAAUGAAUGUAUUUUGUAUAUAAAUAUUAUUUUUUUGCAUUUACAGUAGGACUAGAAUUGAAGACCAAGAUAUGAAUAAAACUACAUGUUGACAUUA
Molecule: messenger RNA, 4468 nt
Organism: Oncorhynchus nerka (sockeye salmon)
Lineage: Eukaryota; Metazoa; Chordata; Actinopteri; Salmoniformes; Salmonidae
Product: pentraxin-related protein PTX3-like
Exons: 4
Coding region: 481-1842 (453 amino acids)
Biological process (GO): innate immune response
Molecular function (GO): complement component C1q complex binding
Source: RefSeq, a predicted model, not a curated record